GUACUCAGCCACGUCGUGUUGCUGCUACUUCAGUUGCUGGUCGUGUCGCAACUGAAGUAGGGACAGUUCUUGGAGACGAGGUUGGAUAUACAAUACGGUUCGAGGACGUUAGCGACAAGGAGAGAACUCGAAUUUUGUACAUGACCGACGGAAUGUUGUUCCGCGAGACUCUAGUCGACCCUCUGCUUACUCGCUACAGUGUCAUCAUGAUCGAUGAAGCCCAUGAGCGCAGCACGUAUACCGACCUUUUGCUUGGUAUUCUCAAAAAAAUACGUCGCAAACGUCCCAGUCUACGAAUAAUCGUAUCCUCUGCUACACUAGAUGCAUCGUAUUUUCUGGACUACUUCACCGCCGCCACUUCCCCCGACGAAGCCACUAUCGUUAGUCUAGAGGGGCGCAUGUUUCCCGUCGAUGUCGCGUACUCUGAGCAACCCGUUCCCGAUUACGUGCGUUUUUCUGCAGAAACAGCCUUCAAUAUCAAUUUGCAGUCACAAUCAGGAGAUAUACUGAUCUUCCUUACCGGUCGCGAAGAGAUAGACACCUGUUUAGACUUUCUUUCAGAACUCCUCGUAACUCUCCCUCGAAGCGCCUUACGGCUUGUUCCCCUUCCGUUGCAUGCUGGGUUGACGACUGUCGAGCAACUACGCGUGUUCGAACCUGCUGACCGAGGCACUAGGAAGGUCAUUGUCUCUACUAAUAUAGCCGAAUGUCACUAUCGAAGGCAUCAAGUUUGUGAUAGACUGUGGUUACGUCAAAAUUCGAACGUACAAUCCAACUACAGCUUUAUCAUCGCUAGCGACUGUACCGACUUCAGUCGCUUCAGCCACACAAAGGGCUGGACGAGCCGGGCGUACCUCCUCCGGCAUUUGUUACAGGUUAUAUCCAAAGUCUGCUUUCGACACUCUUCCUAAAUCCAUGCCUCCUGAAAUCACCCGGACGGAUAUGACAACACCUAUCUUGCAACUGAAGUCGCUGGGAAUCGAUGAUCUAAUGAAAUUUGAGUGGGUUUCUGCUCCUCCGGCAGAGUCUGUAUUGAGGGCACUCGAGGGUCUCGUUGCGGCAGAAUGUCCUGUUGAAGUUGGUAUUGCGCGCAU
Messenger RNA from Desarmillaria tabescens, 1094 nucleotides. Its product is annotated as P-loop containing nucleoside triphosphate hydrolase protein. Lineage: Eukaryota; Fungi; Basidiomycota; Agaricomycetes; Agaricales; Physalacriaceae. Gene Ontology annotation, molecular function: RNA binding; helicase activity. The transcript has 9 exons. The record is from RefSeq and is a predicted model, not a curated record. Gene Ontology annotation, cellular component: catalytic step 2 spliceosome; intracellular anatomical structure. The coding region runs from base 141 to 911 and encodes 256 amino acids.